UGAAAGUUGGAGAAAACAAAGGCUCCCGCAGCGUUCAUGAGGACGUCCAGCCUCGAGUCGAACUAUCGCCCCAACGCCGGAGAGUCGUCGCCCUGCCGAGGAGCGUGUGCGGAACAGACACAGAUGUGUUCCGUGGUGUCUGGCGUCCACUUUACACUAGAAACCCUGAUCUCAGUGCUGUGAUGAGGUAAAUGAACAUGGCCUCAAUGUGGAUCCUCCUUGUUAUCCUCAUCAGCAUAGGACAUGCAAAGACAGAAUCUAUGAGUCUGGACUGCAGGGCUGAACAGCUGGGACAGUACGGCCAGCAGUCGCUGCUGGAGUGUGUCAUCAAAACAACCCAAAACGACCUGCGGGUACGGGUGGUCAGCUGGAAGAAAGCCAACCUGGCCUUGCUGGUCUUUUACAAAGGGAAGAUCACAAAGGAGGAUGGCUUUUCGUUUGCCCAGCCGUCCUGGAAUGACAGAAACAUGAACGUGUCGCUGCUCAUCACCAACACCACAGUGAAGCACGAGGGACGUUACACAUGUCUUGUGAUGACGAACGUCGGUGAAAAAGUAGAAGCCAUCAGCUUCAAAGUCACAGCUAAAUACAGCAAUCCAACCAUCGUGUCCAGCCCUAAGGCAAUCACUCCGAAAACAGACGGAACCCUGACCUGUGAGUCCAAUGGCGGCUACCCAAAACACCAACUUCGCUGGUUCGACGAGGACAACAAGGAGCUGACAAGUGAUGCUCCAACGGAGGCGAAGCAGACAGACGGGGGUCUGUUUCAGCUCUCGAGCAGGCUGGUUGUAGGAAAAGAGUCCUCUGUCUCCAAAUACAUCUGCGGGGUGUUCAAUGCCAGCGGAGGCCGAGAGGAAGAGACCCCAUUCCUUGUCAAAUACGCGCCAAAAACCGAAGAACUGGAACAGCGGAAGGAGUUGGAUAUGUCCACCAAGAUCGUGGCCCCCGUGGUGGUCAUCGGAUCGCUGAUCGCAGGCUUGCUGUUUGCGCUGCUGGUUUACAGAAAGCGAUCUCAAAAGAUCCGAAGGCCCUCCACAGCACCCCUUAUGGGUGGUCAUCUCGGGGUCCCCACUGUAGAUGUCGAAGAAGGAGAUGAUAAAUACCCAGACAACGUGGCGUGAGGUGUCCCAUCAUAUACAAGCUAUAUUACUGGCAACCUUUGAAAUCAACACUUCCUUUUUUGCUGAUGUGCACUCUAUCAUUGCACUUUGCCCAUUGCAAACUGCUGUGUACACAACCAGGAGUUUAUUGUAUUGCUGGGAUUCAUCAGAGGAUGUGUCAGUCCUUCACUCACCUCAAAGUACGAAGAAAACACUUCAAUCACAUCUCAAUCUAAAGAAGGACUUUGUCUGAUUUUACCAUCACCGAAACCCAACUUGAUGAGGAAUUCAGGAUGGCCGCGAAUGUUGCUUGGGAUGUUGGAGGAACUGUUGAGUUUAAUUGUACCCACGCAUUAACUGUUGUCUUUGGCAGCUUGGCAGGAGUGGCCCUUCUUACUUCCUCUCAUCACGUCAUGUCGAUGUUACUCGGAAAAAGUUUAUUCGUAUCAUGAUGGGGCAGAGGUUUGUGUUUGUUUGUUUGUGUGUGUGUGUGUGUGUGUGUGUGUGCGUGUUGUACGGGAGCAGGGGAAAUGGAAACGAUGUUGCUAGUUUAGUAGUCUGAUUUUACAGAAUUUUUUUUUUUGCAUUAGUUUUGUGAUUGUGCUAAAAGACGAGAGUUCAUCUAUAUUUGUCUUUCUGUCAGCAAAUGAAAAUACCAAUUGCUAGUCACAAGCUGUUACACUGUUAAGACGUAAAGGUGUGAAUCAGAACCACAUAGGAUCUUCAGCUUGUCCUCAUAACAUAAACAUUUUGGGUUUCUAGUAGGACCUUUUUAUAAAGAGUCCAUUUGAACCCUUUCAGAGGGUUCUACCUAUAACCCUCUCAGGAACUUCUGUCCAGCCACACUCAAAAAAAACGAUUCAAGCCCUUCUUAGAGGUGACACAUUUAAAUAUUGUUUGAUACAUUUAAAUAAAUCAAUUCCAAAAAUAGAUAUUUAUAUUUAAUGGGUGUAACACAAAAUGUAUGAAUACUUUCAUUUAUUAGAUUUAUUUAGGUUAGAUGGUAUGCAUAUCAAUUCAAAAUAAAUGUGUUUCAUUGAGAACUACCCUUUGCGCAUGCGCCUUCUGAAAAUCAGUUGUUUGCAUGAGGUGAAGUGACUUUCGGGGCUGUACGGUGGUGUACUGGCUAGCGCUGUCGCCUCAAAGCCAGAGGGCUGUGGGUUCAAUUCCCAGUCGGGGUGUUCCUUCUGUGUGGGUUUUGCAUAUUUUUUUAGUUAGUUAGUUUAUAUUUUGAGUUGGACAAACACAAAUUAAUUUAAUUUAAUGAAUAUCGUUAUUUUAUUUUAGAUGUAUUUGAUACAAAUGAGUUGGACUAACUUAAUUACAUUUUAUUGCACUGAUGUGCUAAAUUUGAGUUGGAGUUGCAUAUAAUUAUUGGAUGGAAAACCUGCCAACAAUUUAAUUGAGUUCAUCCAAUGAGUCAUUUCAUUGAGUGCAGGGGGUUCUACCAAUAACUCUAGAGCGUAUUCACGUGACGUCAGAAUCUCAAUCGCUCCAUCUUGGGGUCCCACUUAUUAAAUGUCAGAAGAAGUUGACCUGGCUAUCGUGUCCGCUGUUUGAUUAUGCGAGAGCCCAGCAACCUCAUGUCCUUCUGCAUUACCAAAGAAAGAUUUCAGCGGUUGGAAUUGAAUAUUCGCAACGCUUUUUUACCUGAUUUUACUCGCUCAACACUUUGUGGUUAAUUCGCUAGUUACCCCUAGUUACCAGCACAUAGCCCGGUCACAUUCCUGUAAAACAGUUUUCAUUUCCGCUAUCGACCAUGGGACAUUAACAACUAUUUCUGCGUUAUACUUGUUGUGGAAAUACCACAAAUGUCGGAACAUCAAGCGCCCCGUGUCUGGUUUCAUAUAUGAUCCGUAGUCGCACAGCUCCGCCUCCAGGACGAGUGUCUGAUGAAGCCGCUUCCAGCUCAUUCAGGACCAGCAGUGACUGUUUGGCUGGCCGUGCUGAGUGCUGUUCCCAUGGAGCCAUCUGGCCAAUGUUGAGUGCAGUGUUACCCCCUCACUGCCUGAGAAAAGUCAACCCCAGCACAUCUCAUAGUGCAUUGCACAUCCUUAUUCUAACCAACGAGGAAGUACAUGAGAGAGCUGCUGGUCGCACUUCCGCACGUCUCAAGAUCUUCACGUUCUUGCUGUUGGAAAUGAGUGUGUGGUGGAAGAAAGCCCAAAACACAGUUUGUGUUCCUCUAAGUCAAUGAUUUUCAGCCACUGUGCCGCGGCACACCAGUGUGCCGUCAGAGAUCAUCAGGUGUGCCGUGGGAAAAUGUCCAAUUUCACUUAAUCGGUCCAAAAAAAAUCGGACAUUGUUGAGUGUCUGAGUCUGUAAUAUUUUGGCUGGCCUAGUAAUGAAAUACUCUUCCGAGCCAGUAGGUAUCGUAGUAAUUACUUUAAGAUAUUAAAUGAUGCGCUGGUGGAGAACGAAGAUGGAGAAAUAUUUAAAAAGAAAUAUGCAGACUGAACUGACAUUUUGUAAUUGUUUUGGUUUUGGGGUGUGCCGGGAGCUUUCAAGUUAAAAGAUCAUUCUGGAAAAAAACAGAAGAUCAGUUUAAAAAUAUAUAUAUAUAUAGAGAGUUUCUUUUAUAAAAGUGUGAGGUUGUUUUGCUGUGUGUCUGUAAUAACUCCAACUGUUGUGUUAAUGUGAUUAACAUACACUGUCAAAACUGAUCUUUGAUAUAUUUCCAUUGAAACGGAGAACCGUGUGAAGACAUUGACGUCUCCAGAUGUAUUGGCUGGUAUCCAAGUUUAUCUUCUGAUAUAUUUUUAACUGUGUAGGGGUCUUCAUCCUUUUUCUCUUUAUCUCAUCUUUUGCACAUAUUCCCGAAAAAAAAGGAAGAAAUUCUUGCAGACAUUAAAACAUUUUUUAUUCCAGCCUUAUUGUUCUCUCUCUGUAAAUGAAUAUUGUAAUAUAGUUUUUUUAAACGAAUAAUAAAAUGGUUGACUGCGA
Molecule: messenger RNA, 4043 nt
Organism: Pseudoliparis swirei
Lineage: Eukaryota; Metazoa; Chordata; Actinopteri; Perciformes; Liparidae
Exons: 10
Coding region: 192-1121 (309 amino acids)
Biological process (GO): positive regulation of T cell proliferation; T cell costimulation; immune response
Cellular component (GO): external side of plasma membrane
Source: RefSeq, a predicted model, not a curated record